UCAACACUUGAGUCCAAUUUUCAUCUGGAAAUACUCGAAUACUAUGUUUAAAAAAUCUAUUGUUUUUAUUAUUGAAAUUUAUUUUAUCUUGUAUCACUGCAUAGUUUUUUCUAAUAAAGGCAUUGUUUCUGGUAUUUUUAAGUCAACAAUUUUAAGACGAUUUUUUAUUUAACAUUUUUUUAAUGAUAAGCGGUCGUCUUUCUUCCAAAUCAGCUUGAUCUGCAACCAUCACAAGCUUAGCAAGAGAUGUUGAAGAAAUUAAUAUUUAAAUGUUCUUCUAGUUUUUUUUUAUAAAAAAAGUCUCUUAGAAAUGUUAAAAGUCUCCUUAUCAAAAAUGGGAAGGGGGGUUCUUAAAAAGUAUACGCCUGCCUGGUUUUGUGAACUUUUUAUAAUUUAUAAUAUUUAAUAAGAACAAUUAUGUUUUCAUGAAUUUUAAAUCUAACUGAAUGAAAGUUAUUUUCGUCAUGUUUGUUUUUUAUCAUCUUUGGUUGUGUAACUUCAAAGAUCUGAAUUGAUUGUAAGAGCUUAUUGAAAAAUUUAUUAAUUUAUCCCUGUGUAAAAUUGCAUUUCAGACUGGAUAUCUUUAACAUGCAUCGAAAGGGGAGGGGGGUUGCUGGAUGCUAAACAUAUUCACUAUUUUUAUUCUGUGAUUAAUUUUUCAUCAAAUUAUUUAUUUACACUUUAUCUACAGGGUGGUAAAAUAAUAUUCAGAUUACAAAAGCAUCAACUUGAAUCUAGAAUCCCACCCUGUAGAUAAAUUAACCACUAGUUGUAAAAUGUAUAUACAUGUUGUGACACGCUGCCUAAUUGAUUAAUUGAUUUAUUCAGAUAAAAUGGAUGAACUACGACGUUUAGAACAUCUAUCUCUUGUCUCUAAAGUAUGUACGGAGUUGGACAAUCACUACUCCAUGAAUGAUAAGGAUCUAGCUGAGUUUAUCAUAGACCUGGCGCAGAAGAAUCCAAAUUUCGAUGGGUUCAAGAAAUCGUUAUUGGAGAACGGCGCCGAGUUCGCGGAUUCGUUCAUUGAGAAUCUGCUCAGGAUCAUCAAUCACAUGAUGCCGAAGAAAGGAAAGGAAAAUGAAUCUAGAAAUGGCGGGGGAAAUUUUGACUAUUUGAGAGAACAGUUGCCGUUUCUGGCACUUCCGGACGACGCGAAGAAACCGGAAGUGGUGAAAGAAAGUCGGGGACCUGAUGUCGAUGACGUCAUGUCCUUUUUGGAAUCUAUGGCUCCGUCAAAGGUCAAGGAAAAUGUUAAAGAAAGACCGCGAAGAUCAUUAACUCCGUCAAGAUCGAGAUCAAGAUCAGAUUCUAGAGAAAAGAAACGAAAGAAGAAGAAAAGAAAGAAGAGUAGAAGUGGUAGCAGGGACAGGUAUAGGAACAGAAGCAGAAGUAGGGAAAGAAGGAGAAGUCGAAGCAGAGACCGGAAGCGUCGGCGGAGUCGAAGCUCCAGCAGAGACCGGAAAAAGCUUGAGGAGCAGCGGAAGCUGUUGGCAAAGAAGGAGAUGGCCGAAGGACCAGAACUGUUCCGAGUUUAUACCGGGAAGGUUCAGAAUAUCACUAAUUUUGGAUGCUUCGUGGCGCUAGAAGGAUUCAGAAAGAAAGCUGAGGGGCUUGUACAUAUUUCUCAGCUGAGAAGAGAAGGAAGAGUUAAAUCAGUCGAGGAGGUUGUUCUGAAGGGACAAACUGUCAAGGUGAAGGUGUUGAGUAUCACCUCGGGUAGCAAGAUCUCCUUGUCCAUGAAGGAUGUAGAUCAGGAGACUGGAGAGGAUCUCAACCCUACAGGGAACAACAGGGUCCCAGGAGGAACUAGGGAGGCUGACCUCAACCUUAGGAACCCUGAGAGACCCUUGGAUUUCCUAGGAGAGAAUCACGAGGCUGUUGUUCUCGACGACGAUGAUUACAGACAUAAGAAGAAGGUGACCCGAAUCUCUUCCCCUGAGAGGUGGGAGCUCCAGCAGAUGAUGGCCGCCAAUGUUAUUGAUAAGAGUGAACUCCCGGAUUUCGACGAGGAAACAGGAUUACUACACAAGGAAGAUGAUGACGAGCAAGAUCUAGAAAUUGAAUUGGUUGAAGACGAGGCUCCCUUUCUCAAGGGACAAGGACGGAUGAUGAAUAAUCUAUCUCCAGUUCGUAUUGUCAAGAAUCCUGAUGGAUCUUUAGCCCAGGCUGCCAUGAUGCAGGGAGCUCUGGCUAAGGAGCGAAGGGAGCAGAAGAUGGUUGACCGGCAAGCUGCGGACAGUGAGGCUCCAACAGGCUCCACAAAGAAUUGGAAUGAUCCCAUGCCACACGGAGUUACUGAGUACCAGGGUCAGAACGCUGGUCAGGAUGCCAAACCCAACCCCUUCCAGGAUAUGCCGGAGUGGAAGAAAAGUAUUAUUGGAGGAUCGAAGGGAUCCUACGGGAAGAAAACUAGUAUGUCAAUCCUGGAUCAGAGGCAAUCACUUCCUAUAUAUAAACUUAAGGACGAGUUAAUCAAAGCGAUAACUGAAAACCAGAUUCUGAUUGUUGUCGGGGAAACAGGAAGUGGGAAAACUACGCAAAUGACGCAGUACAUCGCUGAGGCGGGGUUCACAAUGCGGGGAAAGAUUGGGUGUACGCAACCCAGAAGAGUUGCCGCAAUGUCAGUUGCUAAGAGAGUAGCUGAGGAGUUUGGUUGCAGAUUGGGACAAGAGGUUGGAUACACGAUUCGUUUUGAGGACUGUACAACACCAGAGACUAUUAUUAAGUACAUGACAGACGGUAUGCUUCUCAGGGAAGCUCUUAUAGACUCAGAGAUGGGAACUUACAGUUGUAUAAUGUUGGACGAGGCCCACGAACGUACAAUCCACACAGAUGUGCUGUUCGGUCUCCUCAAGAAGGCUGUGAAGGCGAGACCAGAACUCAAGCUUAUUGUAACCUCCGCUACCCUAGACGCGGUCAAAUUCUCAGAGUACUUCUUCGAGGCUCCAAUCUUUACCAUUCCUGGGAGAACAUUUCCUGUAGAAAUAUUAUACACCAGAGAACCAGAGACCGAUUAUUUGGAUGCUAGUCUUAUUACUGUUAUGCAGAUUCAUCUAAACGAACCUCCAGGGGAUGUAUUGUUAUUCUUAACUGGACAGGAGGAGAUUGAUACAGCAUGUGAAGUACUCUUCGAAAGAAUGAAAUCGUUGGGACCAGAAGUUCCUGAACUAAUCAUACUUCCGGUGUACAGUGCCCUGCCAUCAGAAAUGCAGUCGCGUAUUUUCGACCCAGCAUCUCCUGGUUCUAGGAAGGUUGUUAUUGCGACUAAUAUCGCCGAGACUAGUUUAACCAUCGACGGCAUUCUCUAUGUGAUAGAUCCUGGCUUUGUCAAACAGAAGGUUUACAACAGUAAGACUGGAAUGGACUCCCUGGUUGUGACCCCUAUAUCCCAGGCAGCGGCCAAGCAGAGGGCGGGUCGUGCCGGUCGAACCGGACCGGGCAAAACCUAUAGAUUGUAUACAGAGCGAGCGUACAGAGAUGAGAUGUUACCAACCCCGGUUCCUGAGAUUCAGCGAACAAAUCUUGCUUCAACUCUUCUUCAACUUAAGGCAAUGGGAAUAAAUGACUUGAUAGGGUUUGAUUUCAUGGAUGCACCUCCUGUGGAAGCAAUGAUUCAUGCUCUAGAACUACUUCAUACACUCUCAGCUCUAGAUGAUGAAGGCCUGUUGACCCGGUUAGGUCGUCGAAUGGCCGAAUUCCCCCUGGAGCCUAAUCUAGCGAAGAUGUUGAUCAUGGCCGUGAACAUUCAGUGCUCCGACGAGAUUCUAACCAUCGUGUCUAUGCUCUCAGUUCAGAAUGUAUUCUAUCGACCCAAGGAGAAACAGCAGAUAGCGGAUCAGAAAAAGGCUAAAUUUAAUCAAGCAGAGGGAGAUCAUAUUACUCUACUAGCAGUCUAUAAUUCAUGGAGAAAUAAUAAAUUUAGUUCUGCUUGGUGUUAUGAAAACUUUGUUCAGCAGAGAACACUGAAGAGAUGGUUAAUAGACGUGAGAAAACAGUUGUUGGGUAUUAUGGACAGACAUAAGCUUGAUGUGGUCAGCUGUGGUAAAAGUACCACUAGAGUCCAGAAAGCAAUCUGCUCCGGGUUCUUCAGGAACGCAGCGAAGAAGGAUCCCCAGGAGGGUUACAGAACUUUGGUGGACGCACAGAUGGUUUCUAUUCAUCCAAGCAGUGCCCUGUUCCACCGUCAACCCGAGUGGGUCGUCUUCCACGAGGUUGUCCAGACCACCAAAGAGUACAUGAGAGAGGUCACCACCAUCGACCCCAAGUGGUUGGUCGAGUUUGCUCCCGCAUUUUUCCGAUUCUCCGAUCCGACCAAACUCUCUAAAUUCAAGCAGACUCAGAGGAUUGAACCUCUGCACAACAAGUACGAGGAACCUAACGCCUGGAGAAUCUCAAGAACAAGAAAACGGCGAAAUUAAAUUAUUAUUCCAUGUUAUUUUCGAUUAUAUGUUGAUAAUUAUGAAAAUACGAGAAUAGUUAAGUAGAACUGCA
Molecule: messenger RNA, 4491 nt
Organism: Eurytemora carolleeae
Lineage: Eukaryota; Metazoa; Arthropoda; Copepoda; Calanoida; Temoridae
Gene: pea
Product: ATP-dependent RNA helicase DHX8
Exons: 27
Coding region: 834-4418 (1194 amino acids)
Biological process (GO): spliceosomal complex disassembly; mRNA splicing, via spliceosome
Cellular component (GO): intracellular anatomical structure; catalytic step 2 spliceosome
Molecular function (GO): ATP binding; RNA helicase activity; RNA binding
Source: RefSeq, a predicted model, not a curated record